AUGAUUCAACAAGCUACAAAUAAGUUUUGUGGUUACUUGACUCAAGUUGAAGGAAUGCAUCCAAGUGGGUUUAACGAGCAAGACAAUAUUGGCAAGGCAAAGGUAAUGUUCUUGGAGUUAGAGAAGAAGUCUUUUAACUUUGAUUAUUGUUGGCGGGUGUUAAGAUUCCAUCCAAAGUGGGUGGAACAUAUGGACAUGGUGAAGCCGAAGAAGAAACCAAGUUCACAUGAUUCGACACCAAAUUCAAUAAAUCUAGGCGAAGAUGAGGAUUUUCAUAUUGCAUCUUCAGAUUUGGAACGACCAAUAGGUCGUAAAGCAGAAAAAGAGAAACGAAAGAGAAAAGAAAUGACAAACUCUGACUCUCUUGUGGUACUAACUGAGAUGGCGGAAAUUAAAAAGAGUAAACUUGUGCUUAUGCAAGAAGCACGUGAUCAUAACAAUAAAAUAUUGUGUCUUAGGCAAGAGGAAGUGAGUCUUAAGCAAGACGAAUUACGUAUUCAAAAAGAGAAGGUGCUACUUCAACAAGUGAAAGCACGUCUUGAAGAAAAGAAAGAAGAUGAAAGAAUUAUGACAUUAAAUACAAGUGCCAUGCCUCCAAUGCUACAACAAUAUUAUCUUCAACGACAAAUGGAAAUACUUGCAAGUCGUGCUGAGAAAAACUAG
Carya illinoinensis is the source of this 663-nucleotide messenger RNA. RefSeq lists its product as uncharacterized. Lineage: Eukaryota; Viridiplantae; Streptophyta; Magnoliopsida; Fagales; Juglandaceae. The coding region runs from base 1 to 663 and encodes 220 amino acids. The record is from RefSeq and is a predicted model, not a curated record. The transcript is spliced from 2 exons.